Molecule: messenger RNA, 534 nt
Organism: Camelina sativa (false flax)
Lineage: Eukaryota; Viridiplantae; Streptophyta; Magnoliopsida; Brassicales; Brassicaceae
Source: RefSeq, a predicted model, not a curated record
AUGCAUGGAUUUCAGUCUCUUAUUUCUGAUUGUGAACUUGAUGACCUGGCAUAUGUGGGACCGUAUUUCACCUGGUGGGACAAUCAAGGGGACAAUCCCAUAGGUAAAAAACUGGAUAGUGCAGUAGUAAAUGGGGCGUGGGGACAAUUUUUUCCAAACUCCUUCGCAAGCUUUGAGACUUGUGGUGUUUCUGACCACUGUCGGUGCAGUGUCAGCCUCUCUCACCAAGUGCAUACUGCUCGUCGACUUUUCAAGUUCUUCACUUAUCUUGGGGAUUCGCCAAAGUUCCAUUCGACAGUUCAGCAAGUUUGGGACGCCUUUGAGCCUCUCUACCACUCCAGAUCAGCUCUCUUCCUUUAUCACAAGAAACUUAAAAAGCUAAAAUUCAGUUUGCGAUCUUUGAACCAGGAGAAAUAUGGUGAUAUUCCAAAGAGGACUAGAGAGGCUUUCGAUGCAUUAUGUGACUGCCAAAACGAGGCUUUGACGUCGCCUAGUGCUGAAUCUUUUGCGGCGGUAUCUGAGGCUAUUGACUAG